CAACAACACGCCGGCCCCUCCCAUGAUCGGGCCCGCCCCUGCCCCCGUUACAGGCGCGACCUGCGUCCCCUACGUCGCUUACACGCCGUACAAGGCGUACCACCCGUCCAUGGCGCCGUCGGUGUCGUCGCUGCUGUUUCCACCUCAGCGCACCCAUAAACAGCCGCGGGCAACUGUGGUCCGGAGCGAUGCUUCGAGUGGUAGCGGUACGCUUGGGUCUGGGUCUGGGUCUGGGUCUGGGUCGGAGGGUUCGUCUUCUUCGGGUCUGGAGGAGAGGCUGGCCCGUUGCGCGGUGGCUGAGCGUGAUGCUGCAGAGACUCCAGCUAGGGGGUUUGGUGGUGUCAAGGCGGGUGGUUCGUCUGCUGUUUCGCUGGUUUCUGGCGCUAGUUUCAGCAGUGAUGUUGGUGCUAGUAUUGCUGGCACCGACACCCCCACCUCUACUACCAGCAUGUACAUUCCUACCCCUACCACUGCUAGCAGCAUGUCUCGUCCUCUCCCACCCCUCCCCUCGCUGCCUCUGUCGCGCUGGGAACGCACAAAGGGCGCGACGAAGCGCUUGGCGGAGAAGCUGGGGGAUACGGAUGUGAUGUUUCCUCCACCCACUGAUUAGGAGCAGCGCUCUUAAGUGAGAGUGUGGAGGGAGGAUGUGGGGUUUAGCUUUAUGUUUACUUUGUAUUUUUAUUUUAUUUGACUGGGGGUUUUGGUUUGCUGUUUAUGGGAUUGGGAUUUGUUUUUAUUUCGGAUUGGGUGAAGAAAUAAG
Molecule: messenger RNA, 760 nt
Organism: Aplosporella prunicola CBS 121167
Lineage: Eukaryota; Fungi; Ascomycota; Dothideomycetes; Botryosphaeriales; Aplosporellaceae
Exons: 1
Coding region: 23-610 (195 amino acids)
Source: RefSeq, a predicted model, not a curated record